Molecule: messenger RNA, 487 nt
Organism: Branchiostoma belcheri (Belcher's lancelet)
Lineage: Eukaryota; Metazoa; Chordata; Leptocardii; Amphioxiformes; Branchiostomatidae
Product: ABC transporter B family member 21-like
Exons: 5
Coding region: 50-487 (145 amino acids)
Cellular component (GO): membrane
Molecular function (GO): ATP binding
Source: RefSeq, a predicted model, not a curated record
AUUCGAACCAGCGACAUCGUCAGUAAGCUGUCCGAGGCAGAGUUAAGCCAUGCCUGAUGAAACUGACACCACCCCAGGGGCGUCUAACGGUGGGAGUGAAGGGGGUUCGGCAUCGUUUGAGCGACCGGCAAGUAGUGGCCUUAAGCAAGCUAAUGGCAUGCCAUCUGUCGAAGCGCCCGAGGGAAUUUCUGAAGCCCCACCGGAUUACUAUGACGUUGCAGUUGUCAACGGAAAAGACAAGAAUGGAGCGGCAGCACCGGUGUCAGCUGAUGCCAUCAUCACCAUGGAAGAAAAGGAUGGAAAGACAAAAGAAGGGGAAGAGGAGGAAAAGAAAAAAGAAGAUGAUGUAAAACCGAUCGGCGUCUUUGAAGUUUGGAAGUUUGCAGACAAGUUGGACAUCUUGUUUAUCAUCCUGAGGACCAUCUCAGCGAUCGGUCUGGGGAUUUCCCUGCCCCUCAUGAUAAUUGUGUUUGGGGACAAAUUUUAG